Cynoglossus semilaevis (tongue sole) is the source of this 4209-nucleotide messenger RNA. RefSeq names its product phosphatidylinositol glycan anchor biosynthesis class G (EMM blood group) (gene pigg). Gene Ontology annotation, cellular component: endoplasmic reticulum membrane. Lineage: Eukaryota; Metazoa; Chordata; Actinopteri; Pleuronectiformes; Cynoglossidae. Bases 357 to 3275 code for a protein of 972 amino acids. Gene Ontology annotation, biological process: GPI anchor biosynthetic process. The transcript has 15 exons. The record is from RefSeq and is a predicted model, not a curated record.
AACUUUUGGUAUUACUAUUACGUGUUUAAACAAAUACAAUUACGGUAACGACGGUGGUUGACGUAGCGCGUACGUACCUUGUUUGGUCCUCCGUUGUACCCGUAAUUGUCUGCUAUCUAUGCGGAAGUAGCUAUGAAUGGUUGCUGUGCUAGUGUUUUCUUUUUAAUUCCGUCCCAGAAUAUCUAAAUUAAAGUUAAAUAAAUAUUAAUACUUUUCAAAAAAAGGGAGAGUUAUUUCCUGGGAUUUUGGACGACAUGUGUGUCUAUCCUUUACCCUCACUGCGUGGGAACUGUUAGCUACCGAUCAUCAUACCUGACCUAUACGUGGCUCAGAAGUUUCCAUCGGCAGCCGGCAGAAUGAAGGUCCGCUCGUCUGUCUUCGCCUCGUUUAUUUUGAUAUUUGAAGUGAUUGGCGUUGCCCUCUUCCUCCGGGGAUUCUUUCCUGUGCCUGUCAAGUCUUCAGUUUCCUCCAAGAGCAAGCUGUCAGAUCUGCCACCAGAGCCGGUGACAGGUCGUUCCCCCAACUCCACACGUGUGCCCCAUCCCCUGUUUGAAAAGGUGGUCAUAAUGCUGGUGGACGCCCUGAGAGAAGACUUUGUCUUUGGACCCAACGGCCGCCUGUACAUGCCUUACACCAGACAUGUGGUGGAAAGAAGCUCCUCACACAGUUUUGUGGCCAAAGCCAGACCUCCGACUGUCACCAUGCCCAGGAUCAAGGCUCUCACCACUGGCAGCAUUCCAGGAUUCAUUGAUGUGGUAAUGAACCUAAAUUCCCCUGCACUGCUGGAAGACAACCUCAUUUGGCAGGCCAGAGCAGCGGGGAAGAGGAUCAUUUUCUACGGAGACGACACCUGGAUUCGCCUCUUCCCCAAACACUUUGUGGAGUUCGACGGCACGACCUCCUUCUUUGUGUCCGACUACACUGAGGUUGACAACAAUGUGACGCGUCAUCUGGACAGCACCCUAAAAAGGGACGACUGGGACAUGUUGAUCCUUCACUACCUGGGCCUGGACCACAUCGGUCACAUCAGUGGACCUCACAGCUCACUCAUCCAACCAAAGCUGCUGGAGAUGGACGACAUUUUGAAGAAGAUCCACUCUGCCCUUAUUUCAAAGCAGACAGAGGGAGCUUUGCCUUAUCUGCUGGUGCUGUGUGGGGACCAUGGCAUGUCUGAGACCGGCAGUCAUGGAGGUUCUUCAGAGCCGGAGGUCAACACACCCUUGGUGCUCAUCAGUCCAGCCUUCAGGAGAAAAGAGGGAACCCUGAAGCCGGAUGUAGUGGAGCAGAUUGACCUCACCCCGACCCUGGCACUGGGUCUCGGCUUACCGAUUUCUCAAAACAGUGUGGGCCGCAUCAUCCCUGGCGUCUUUGAGGAAACAUCGCUCCGGGACAAACUGCGCUUCCUGCAUCUCAAUGGCCACCAGCUCAGCUGCCUGCUCAAAGACAGCCUGCCCAGCUAUGAAAAAGAGCCGGGCUUUGAACAGUUCCGUGUGGCAGAAAAGGCUCAUGGGAGCUGGAUGAAGCUGUACCUGGAAGGGAACACCUCGGAGGUGCUGGCCAACAUGGGCAAGAAGGUGUUGAAACAGUACCUGGACGCUUUGAACGCAAUGAGCUCAGCACUUGGCAAACAGCUGGGAAGGUACGACAUGUACUCCAUGAUCGCAGGCAUGGUCGUUGUGUUCCAGCUCCUGUUGCUCCUACUGCUGGCGUUGCCUGAAGCUCUGAGCGGAGCAGCAGCGGUGGACGUCCCCGUCCUCUCAGCCGUCCUCUCUCUGCCGUUUUACCUGUUGUGUCUGCUGUUCGCCUCCGUCCACGUCCUGGUGUGCACAUCGGCCGAAAGCUCCUGCUACUUCUGCAGCCUCUCCUGGGGUCUGGUGUUUGCCGCUGUUGUCUUUUCCUCAGCUCUCUUUUGUAUUUUGAUCUCCAUGGCAAUGCGUCGACUGCCCCAGGAACACAAGACUUACAGGAAGUCUCCUCUGACCGCCCCUGUCACCGAGUGGUCACUGUCAGAGCUGGACGUGUUGCUGCUCGCCGGUACCGUCGGCCACACUCUCAGCCUGGCGGCCAGCAGCUUCGUGGAGGAGGAGCACCAAACCUGGUACUUUCUGAUCAGCACCCUCUGCCUCGGCGUCUUUCAAGACGUCUGUCGCAAGUACUUCAGGGAGCGGAUAGUUACGGGAGACGAGGAGGAGCCCGUACUUUCCUCCAAGGACCGCCGCUCUGGUCAUCGUAAAGCAGACGUCCACUCAGAGAAGUGGCUGGCGUUGGCCACGCCGCCCUUCACGCUGCUCUGCUGCCGCCUGCUGCGCUCACUCAACCAAACUGGCGUCCAGUGGGCUCACCUCCCCGACGUCGGACACUGGCUCAACAGUGCGGAACAUAAAGUGGUCUUGUCCCUGCUGGCCGCUUUCUGCCUCGUCCUCAUCUACUUCCUGGUUCAAAGACGGUGCUCGCUGGUCUCCAAGGUCGCCCUCGCCCUGGGACUGCUGGGCGUCUACAGCUACAGAGCAGCUGUGGACAACGUCUCAUUUCCCUGGCAACACUCCGGUCACGCCACGUCCAGGGGAAUGCUGGAGGCGCGCUUCGUCUACGUCUUCGUUCUGGGAAUCCUGUUCACGGGCACCAAGGACCUGCUGCGAUCCCAGAUCAUCACUGCGGAUGCCAAACUGAGGAGCAGGGGAUUGUGGGAGAUUUACAGCGGUUUGGUUCUGCUGGUCGCGCUGCUGUUCCGUGCCCACAACCUGCCCGUGCUCUGCGGGUCUCUGCUGAUCCAGACGCUCAUGGCUCAGUUCAUCUGGAAGAAGCUUCACUACGACGCAGCCCAGACCACCAUCAUGCACUACUGGUUUGGUCAGGCCUUCUUCUACUUCCAGGGCAACUCCAACAACAUCGCCACCAUCGACAUCUCCGUGGGCUUCGUCGGACUGGAGAGCUACAUCGAAGCGCCUGCUGUUUUCCUAACGUCCCUCAGCACGUACGCGGGGCCCCUGCUGUGGGCCUGUCACCUCAUCUGCCACCUCAGCUCAGAGGGGGAGAGGAGCCCGGUGUCUCUCAGCCACGGCUGCUACUGCCUGGCCCUGCUGAGGUCGGUGCCGGCCGCCGCCUACAUCGUGCUGGUCACGGUCCUGCGCUACCACCUCUUCAUAUGGAGCGUCUUCUCACCCAAACUACUGUACGAGUCCGUGCACCUGCUGCUGACCGCAGGAGUCUGCCUCUUCUUCAACACCAUGGAGCGAGGCCCCGGCUCUGGAGCUCCACUUCAGUGCCGUCGUUGAAGAAACGACACAUUUAAUUCGGUGCUCACGUCUGAGUGGGAGUCCUUAUGAAAUCCUCCAGUGAAAAGAUGAAGAGAAGAUUCAAUAUGACCCUGGAAUCAAAGACGUUCAAAGAUGUUUUAACUUCAACUGAACGUCGGGCUUUUGUUCAAAACUUAUUAAAAACUUAUUAAUUGGUGACAUUUCCCAAGGAAUCCAACUUAUGAAUCAAUUGAUAUUUGAAUGAAAAGGUCCUUAAAGGUGUCAUUGCUGAGGACAUGUUAGAGUCAAACUUUAUUUUCUUCAGUCAGUCGUAGACUCACUGACUGUCCUGAUCUCAGUCAGGCUGCUCAAACCUAACAUUUUCUCUUAUGGACACUGUGGGUUUUUUUUUUCAUAUUCUCUGAGUAACGUCUCUGUUCAGCACAUGUCAUCUUGUCCAUGCACAUGAUUCAUGACAUAGGUCUACAUUUGGCAUUUCCUUCUCCACCUUUGAAAACACUGAGACUAUGAGUGAUUUGUAUGUGUGAAGUAACGUCUAAUCUUCUAGCAGAAAAUACAGAAUUCCAGAGAGAGAGAGCAGCUGGAACUCAAAGUUGGAGUUGUGCUUCCGUGUUGGAGCGUUUCCUCUGAGACCUGCAUUAACUCAAGCAACACCGCUACUCUAUUUAAAUGCUUCAGGAGUCGUCUGCUAAGUGGCAGAUGGCAGCCGGCCAGAGAAGAUAUUCGAACUGUGGAGUUCCAAGCUGAAAGGAGCAGCCACUGCAGGAGAUACUGACUGACGCACACCUCAGUCCGCACCUACAGCCUGGCCAGGGUUCCCCUUCAUGCUGACUUACAGUAUUGUACAUUUGGUUUGUUAACCUUCCUUGAAAAGUUUUUUAGUUUUUUUUAAUUUGUCUUUAGAAAAAAAAAAUUUUAAAGUUAAAAAACAUCUUCAGUCUGAGCUCACUUG